Juglans microcarpa x Juglans regia is the source of this 4046-nucleotide messenger RNA. RefSeq lists its product as uncharacterized. NCBI's taxonomy places the organism in Eukaryota, Viridiplantae, Streptophyta, Magnoliopsida, Fagales, Juglandaceae. Bases 884 to 3211 code for a protein of 775 amino acids. The record is from RefSeq and is a predicted model, not a curated record. The transcript has 13 exons.
AUUUACUGAACUUUUAUUUUCGGGUCUAAAUUUCGACUCUCCGAUAUGAUUGUUUUUCGAUUACGCGAAAGAGUGACAAUUGCUUGGGAUUCAGUAGUGAAGAUGGGUUUGGGACCUUUGGGUUUUGUAGCAGAUUCGCGCAUUAAUGGUUCCUUUUAUUCUACAGUGUGAAUGACUGUGAUUCAUCCGGAAUUCUGAUUCAAGGAGUUUUCACGGGUAUUUCAAAGCUUUUCUUUUUUGUAUGCCUAUUUUACCUCUCUCUCUCUCUCUCUCUCUCUCUGGUCCUUUUAUGAUUUUAUCUCUGUUGCUUUAUUUUACGAAGAACCUGAUUCUCUGAACAUGUUAAACGAAUUACUUUUCUUACUUUUUUUGCCAUCUCUUUGCUAGCUUUUUGUCUCUUCCUUUGUUUCUUUUUAUUUCACCGACGCGAACAUUACGAGCACUGCUACUCUAACUCUCAUGCUCAGAGAGAGAGACGGAGAGAUAUGCGGCAACUAAAAUUGAUUUUUAUCUUUCUUUGGAAAACCCAAACGCCACUUUUUCAGUUUUCUUUCCGGCGAGCUUUUCGAAACUCAAAUUCUCGAAAGUAGAGUGAAGAAUAAAUAAUCUAAAGGAUCUGGAAAGUUCAGCGUUUCCUGUGGUUGGUUGGGCCCGAUCGAGUUCUGAACUUCUGAGCUUUCGAAGCCAUUUUCAAAUUCAGAUGUUGGGAGGCCAGAAAUGGACAAAGCUCGAGACGUGAGGCGUGGAGCCAGUCGGUUCUCUCUUGCCACGCCCAAGAACCUCUUCUCUGGUAAAUUUUACUCCCACAGAAAGAUACAAAAAGAAAACAAAGCUCCACCCCAUUUUGUACUUGUCGUUAUCUGGGCGUUCCUUGUUUCUCUUUAUGAUAAGGCUCGCCGAUUAUAAGCGUCCCGUGUCCCUUAUUAUCUCCUUUCUCUCGGGCUCUUGUCGUUUAUGUGUGUUUCUAUUUGCGUGCGAUUUUGAAGGGUCUGAUGGUGUUUGUGGGAACUUCGUACAUUCGGAAAGAUCGAAGAAAGAGAGGCUAAGAAGAUUGAGUGUUGUUGGUAGGACGAGCACAAGCUACGAAGACUGCGAAAUGGGUUGCGAUCUGUCUGACAAAGAAGAUGAGCUUCGCUUACAAGCACCGUCUAUGAGUACUUGUUCUAGCAAGAGAUUUAAGAUUCCAAAAAAGUUUUUUGAUGACUGCAAUGGAGUCGAUCAUGCCUCUGUUCCUAGAAAGCUGCGUUCAGCCAUGAAGAAGCGUAAUUGCGAAUCUAUUUCUCCGGAAUCUAUUUCUCCACCUUUACCAGAUUCAAAAAAGCUGAAAGAUACAAUCAGUGGAGUCCAAGCUUCACCCAUAAAGAAUGGUGCAAAGAAAUCCAAACUCAAUGUGAAACACGGAGGCUCAGACUGGUCCCCAGAACAGACUCUCUCUGGGCCAAUAACAAAAGAUGAGGAAGAAGUAGUGGAGACCUUGUAUGCAUUGGCCGGAAUGUUCCCAAACAAUGAUGCAAAUGAGAAGAGUAAAGUUGAAAGCAAAUCCAGGGAACAAAAACCUGUGCCAGAAUCAAGGGCGAGUCCGAUGCCCAUACAAGAUUCUGCAGUUACAAAAGACAACUUGAGCUCAAUGCCCUUGAUAACAGCCAAAGUUGUUGAUCCUUCAGAUAGAUUGCCCAAAGAAACUGGAAAAAUAGUUUUUUUGGACGAACCCAGUAUUCAGGAACAACCGGAUUUGCCCGCUGGAGAGAAAAUCCUAAUGGAAUUAGAUUGUUCUGUACAUCAACUGAAUCUAACUAGCAUGCCAGUCUUAGCUAGUAGUGACAAUGACAGUGUAAAGCCAUUACACAAUUCUGAGCUAAGCUUGGACACAGGCGUAUUAAAUCUACCCACACAACCAGAAACCCCUCUAAUUGAGAGGAAACCAGAGAUGGCGUUGGGGGCAGCAACCGCCGUAACCACUGCAAGUGAACUGGAACAACAAAAUAGAACCAAUGAGCCCAAGAAAAAUGGUACACUUCUAGCUUGCUUGGAAGGUUCGAUAUUGUGGCCGGGAUUGUCUUCAGUUGUCUCAUAUGGUGGUGGGAGUCAUGGUCCUUCUUUGCAGUAUCUCAGGUCCUCUGAUGCUAGAAUUCCGGGUUGGCUUGAUGCUGCUAUGAUUGCCUCCAGACACAGGUCAUCUGAAAAUGGUUCUUCGAGUGGAAAGGUUUCAAAAGUUACUGUUGAAAAAAAUACAUGGAAGAGGUGUGCUGCUCAUGUUCAUAUAAGUCAUCUCAUUCAGAUCUCAAAAAUGCCAGAGAGCCAGGAGAGGUUGCUGCUGCAACUUAAUCAAUUGAGACCAGAGGAAAAAUCAAAUCUAGGAUUUCUAAUGGCAACCAAUAGAUUUGAUGGGGUGAGAAACAGUUUAAAUGACGUAAUGUCUUCUGCCGCUCUAUGCAAUUCUGCCACUGAAAGAAUUUCAAAUGAAGCUAAAACUGAUAUUCUUCAGCCCCAGCGACUUCAUCAAGAUCAGCCCCAGGCUCCGGCAUCCGGGGUGUACACUCAACAGAAGCAGAGUUUCGACUUCUUGUCCUUGUCAGCUGGAGAUGGCGAGAUAGAAGCUAAGAACCGUGCUAAUAGAGCUGGAAAUGGGUUGGAUCCUUUGUCACAACUCCAAGUUCCUUAUCUUCAUUGUCCUGCACAACAGCAGACUCUCAUGCCUUUCACUAUGCCUCAAACUCGCUAUACCUCCUCUGCUUACCCUGAUCAGCGUUCAGUAGCACCAGCAGCAGCACAUCAGCUACAGGUAGCUCCAUAUCUUGGUAGUCCAUAUCGUGGUCCUAACCCAAGUCCUAUGGCCUGGACAAAACAACAGCAGCAGCAACAUCAACACCUUUGGGCUGCCCAGCUAGCAGCUCAUUACAGGCCUGGCGGAACUUCAACAUCCAUGACCCAAGUUUCGAGCUGGCAACAGGGAAGACAAGACCUGCCUAUGCUGAUUCCGUUUGCCCAAACCAUUACCCCACCAUCCCCUUCAUCCCUAGAAGUACUGGGCCCCAAGUAUACUACAGUCUCUCAACAACAGCAGCACAUCAUGGCGAUUGCUACAUCAUUGCCCCCUGCCCGGGUAAAAAAACAAGACCACCUUAUCUCCUCUGUCUACGAAGAGACUGGAGGUGGGUGCCAUGCCACGGGUGCACUACCAUUGCAAUUACUCUGCAAUGAGCGCCGUUGAUGUGAAAUGCAUUGGCAGCUGUUUGGUGAGACAAUGGAUGGGUAACACAUUAUUGCAUUCGUUCUUUCUGUUCAUUCUCGGGACUUGCUGUAGCAUAAUCAAGUAUUUGAAUAUACGUACAAUACUAUUCAUUUCAGAAACCAAAUUAUCAGAAAAAGAAGAGCAUCGAGGUAGGCAGAGGAAAAUUGCUGCCAUGUAUAUGUUGAGGGAAAACCAAGACCUAUCAACUGCUGGAGAAUGGAGAGAUGGUAAUUGAGUUUUGUUGUAUAAUCCUUUUACGAGCAUAUCUAAUCAUAUUGAUGCCUUCUACAGAGAACCGCACCAAAAAGAAUGGAUUGAGUUUAUUUCUAUUUGCCUGUACCCCCACACAGUUGUCUUUCUUGCUUGCAUCCAUUCUUGUUUUGACCUCAUCUGCUUUACGAGGUUUAUGCUAACCGUUCAGAAUAAAGAGAGGCCAAAAAGUAAGAAGGGCCAAAGAGUAGAGAUUUUUAGACCAGAGUUGGUCUCGAGCAACUUCAGUGGAGCUCCCAAUCACAAUAUGUAUACUGCUGGGGAAAGAAAUGGAAGUCUUUUCUCUUGUGGGGCAAGCGAAAUGGAGACAUAAAAAAGAAUGACCUUUGGAUGUUCUUAGAUCACGAGUUUUUUCCAUUCAAGCAUGGUAGAAGUUGGAACCAUGUGAUUGUCACCGAUUAUGCACCAUCCAAUGUAAUUUUAUAGAUGUAAUUUCCGCAGCAAACUAAUGCAUUAAGGACCGAGAAGUAGAAGUGUCGAUUCAACACGCUUUUGUGUUGAAAGGGUUCCUUCCUAUUAAAUGCAUUAUGAUAUUUCAACGUCA